AUGAAAAGGUUUCGAAUGUGGAACUUGUGUAUGGCGCAGAUAGACCCUCGUUUCCGUCACUACAGUAUUGGGACUCGCCCUAUUCUGAAGACGCCUUCCGGAGCUCUCUGUCGUCAUUGUAUUGCACCGCAGCUCUUGCCGGGAGUUUGGGAGGCUCACUUACGCAGCGGGAUCCCAGCAGCCAGAGACCAGCAAAAGAAGCUCACAGAGACUUGCGUCAUUGCGCACAUCGAAAACAGAUCCCUUGCGAAGAAAGCAGCCUUGCUGGAGUCUCUUGGCCGGCUGGGAGUCCCUCUGUGGGUUAACGGAAAGCCCCUCACGCACCCAGCGGUGAUACACCCAACUGUAAUUGCUGCGGAUGGGGAAGCAGUGGCUACCUCUGCACCAGUGGAGUUGGAGUUGGAAGGAGGGGCAAACAAGUCAACAGAGGUAACGAAGCCUAGCGUAAAAGCCCAGCAGGAACAAGUGCUGCAUCAGCUAAACCUGUUGAGCAUUGACCCCGGGGAAGGGCGGCAGGGUCACGACCAGCAGCAAUUCAAGCUCUGUGGCUCUGUGGCUGAGCAGCAACAGAAACAGCAGCACAAUAAGCAGCAGCAGCAACAGACUCCAAAAACAUCGCGCUCAAGCCGGCAACAACAGCGAAGGGGACAGUUGACUCGCAUGACACAGCAGCAACAGGCGCAGCAACAGCAGGCCCUGUGCGGUCAGCUGACUUCAACAUCUGUCUGCCAGGGACAAGCCGACGAGCGCUUGCUGGCUACACGCUCAGUAGCAACAAAUGCCGCAUCAGUAUCUCACACUGGAGGAGCAUCCGCAAUCGCUGCUGUUCCUCUUGGGGGCCGGCGGACUUCGUCCAACCAGCAAAGGCACCUGCCAAAGGAGAGACUCCAGAUGCACCAGCAGGAACAGCUACGGAUUCUCUCCAGCACUUCAGCAGCGGAGGAACAAAUGUUUCAUCUACACCAGCAACAGCAGCACGAGGCACGAGGACCUGGGAACGACUUCCUUCGCCUGGCUCAGGGGGUGUGGAUGGACAUGCGCCCGAUGCACCAACUGCAGCCACAACAGCAGCAGCAGCAGCACGUACAGCACCUACAUCAACUCCAACAACUGCAACAGCUGCACGAAGUGGAGCAGAUGCGCCAGGAGGAACUGCAACAGCAGCAGCAACGCGCAGGGCCACUAGAGUUAGCUUCCGCUGCUGCAGGGAGAGGACCUUGUGCCAAAUUUCCAGCAGCGGGAAACUGGCGACAGACUCAGCAGCAGCAACAGAACCCCUGUACAGAGAGCACAGCGCCUCCUGCAGGUAUUGUAUGCGGCGAAUUACAGCAGCAACGGCACCAGGCGCAAGAAGUGCAGCCACAAGAACAGCAACCACAGCAGCAGGCGCAGGAGCUCGUGUACAGCGAAGCUGAAUGCUCCUUAACUACAGUUGCCUCGUUGCCUGAGAUCAAAGAACGGCUUCCGCUACAGCAGCAGCAGCUCCACCAGCUUUGGACGCCUAGUGGAUUCACCGAGGCGGCGGGAGAUGAACACUCUUUCUGGGGACCUGGUGUCGUCACGAAUGCAUCCCAGCAGCAGCGGCAGCCGCAUCAACAAAAUGUUAUCGCGCUGCACCAGCAUCUUCAGCGUCAGCAGCUCCAGGUUCAGCAUGACAGGCAUCAGCAGAAUGCACAGAAGAUUGUGGGACAACAGCAAGGUGCCAGAUUGCGCUUGGCAGGUGCAACCUGUCUGGGCGUAGGCCUCCAACAAUCGCAAAGUUGGGAACAACAACAACGCACGCUCCUGAUACCUGGCUCUGAUCAGCAACACCAGGUCAUGCUGCCGCGACAGCAGCAACAUCAGCAACAGCAGCAGCAGCAGAACCAACCUCCGCUCUUCUUCCCAGCUGUAUCACAUGAGGACCUAGUCACAGAAGAGCAGCAGCAGCAGCAGGGCGUCAUGCAACUGCAGAGAAUGCAGUGGCUGGCCAUUCCGAAUUGA
Messenger RNA from Eimeria acervulina, 1983 nucleotides. RefSeq lists its product as hypothetical. Bases 1 to 1983 code for a protein of 660 amino acids. The transcript has 2 exons. The record is from RefSeq and is a predicted model, not a curated record. NCBI's taxonomy places the organism in Eukaryota, Apicomplexa, Conoidasida, Eucoccidiorida, Eimeriidae.